Molecule: messenger RNA, 1500 nt
Organism: Lolium perenne
Lineage: Eukaryota; Viridiplantae; Streptophyta; Magnoliopsida; Poales; Poaceae
Source: RefSeq, a predicted model, not a curated record
AUGGCCGACGCCAACCCAACCUCCUCCGCUCCGGCGACGACGGCGGCGGCCACAAUCUCCAACCUCAACCUCGACACCGAUCCCCACACCCCUCUCAACCAACAGUCUUCCUUCCGCCCACGCGCGCCGCCCACUCCACAUCUUGGCGCCGGCCGAGAUCUCUUCAGCGACGCGCUCGCGAUCCCCACGCUGCCCACCUCCGUUGCUCCCACCGCCGCUCUGGCGAUCCCCAACCCUACCGCUGCUCCUCCUACCCUCUCCAUCCGCGACAUCAACAUCGGCAACUACAUCAACUUCAAGGUCCAAACUUCUGGGGCCAACCUCUCCAAGUGGCGGCAGACGUUCACGUACAUCCUCACGAUGUGCCAGGCUCUCGAUCACGUCACGGCGGGCGCCGCCCCGGCUGUGCCCUCCGCCGCAUGGCUCGCCGACGACAUCCACCUGUGCCUCAUGUUCAUGGCCACGAUCGCCGACGACCUGUUCCGCCUCGUACAAGGCACAGACGGCCGCGCCAGCACCAUCUGGCAGCGACUCCACGGCAUCUUCUUCGCGCACCAGUCCUCGCGGUACGUCUGCCUCAGCAAGGUCUUCCGCACCACCCCACGCGGUGAUCUGGGGAUCAGUGCCUACGCCAGCCGUCUCCAAGCCAUCGCGGACGACCUCGCCGACAUCGGCUACCCGGUCGCGGACCACGACCUCACCAUGCAGUUCCUCGCCGGCCUCGGUGGAAAAUUCAAGAUGCAGACGGAGCUGAUCGAGAACAACCCACCGCUACCUCCCUUCGCCGACGUCUUCUCCCGCCUCCUCCUCGCCGAGUACACCAUCGAUCACAACCAGCGGGAGGAGGGCGCCCACGCCAUGGCUGUCCAUGGCGGCCGCGGCGGCCCGCACGGCGGCGGCGGCACACAUGGCGGCGGCGGCCCUAACAGCGGCGGCACACAUGGUGGCGACCGGCGCAGCACGGGCUAUGGCCGUGGAUCUUCAUCCGCACCGCUGGCCGGGGUGAGCCCCAACUAUCGGGGCAAGAACCCCAUCCCCGGCUUUGUCCACCCCAACCAAGGUGGUCGUGGCCGUGGCGGUGCUCCUUCCGGUGGUGGCGCCGCUAGCUCCUACCCUGGUGGUGUGGGCAACGCCUCGCAGACGCCCUGGCUUGGGUACUUCGCCCCCAUGGGGGCUCAGUUCCCGCCCGCCCGUCUGCCCUGGGCACCGCCCAACUCCGCGAGCGUCCUCGGGCCUCGCCCCGGGCAGCCUCACCAGGCUUACCAGCUGCUCCACUACGGCCCUCCGUCGGCCCCGAUGGUUCCUCCCGCACCAGCACCGCACCCUGCUGCCCCGACGCCGUACUCGUUCGACCACACCGGUCUUCUCCACCACGCCAUGAGCUCCACUGCCACGUACCCGCAGCAGCCUCCGGAGUGGAUCAUGGACUCCGGCGCCUCGUCUCACGUCACCGGUAAGACGGGACCUAGCCACCAAGACCCUUCUUCUUCGCUGCAAUAG